AUGUCAGACAUGUACAUCCUUAGGGUGACGGCCGGCCCGAACUACGACGCAGAUUCACAAACCGAAGUCCCAGUCAACACCCCAAAGCCCGUCAAAAUCAGCACGCCUCUCGCCGACAUUGAGCUCAACGUCCGUAUACAAAACUACGCCGGCCUCCCCCGCAAAUCACCAACAACCUCAACCUACUUUUCCACGGAGCCUCACUCCAGCAACAAUGACCAGUACAGCAUCUCCUUCCGCUUCACGCCCAAAAAGCCCGAGGGCUCCUCGGAGCAGGGCAUCUCCGCCGCCGACCUCCAGUUCGGCAACGACUUUGACCACCCCAUCAGGGACCGUCUGCCGCCGGGCUUCAACACGGCCAUGAACAUCGUCAAGUGGUGGAUCGACCCCGGCCUCGAGGGCGACGCCUAUGCAGACACCCCAUAUCUCUACGGGCCCGCCCUGAGUUCCUUCAACGUCAUCCACGCGGGCGCGGGCACCUAUGAUGAGGAGAAGGGAGGUCUCUGGUUUGAGGAGGGAGGCGACGAGGACGGGUUGGAGAUGCGGGAGACAGUCGGUGCGCCCGCGACGUCCAAGGAGCGCAUGAAGUGGGCGCUGAGGAAAGACAGCAAGGAACAGUGGGUGUUCGAGUACGGCAAGACGUACGGCAUGGACUUCUUCAACCCGUACCUGGACUUCUCCAACUUGGCUCUUCGCUUGCCCGGUUUUCAGCUUGCCAUCAUGAAGUACUGGGACGGACAGGGACUGAGGCUUGGCCGUUCUUGUGUGUUUUACCUGCGAGUUUACACCCCCUUUGAUUCUCAUGGUACUUACUCCCUUCCCCUGGGGGUGACUUUGGAAUUGGAACUGGGAUCGGAAUUCAGCGACACUACGCCAUGCUACGCCAUUGCUGGAAACGAGGAAACCUUUCUUAUGUUCACUUCUCAUGUCGUUCUUACUCUUUGCAGGGAAGGAGGGCCGAAGCGCUCACACCAGCUCAGAUAUGUUCUCCGGAACCGUUCCACAGGCGACGUCUACCUCGUGGUCCUCUUCACCAUCCAUUACAAGACCGACGUAAACGAGGACGGGACGCUCAAGGAGGAUGCUGAUGGCCCCAAGGCCGGGGACUUGCCGCCGCCUGACAAGGAGCAGCACGACGCCCAUGACGAAACCAAAGCUCUCAACGAGGCCAAGAAGCACUUGGGCCCGGUCCCGCAAGAGGCGGAUACGAAUGCUGAUGAUGUGGACUGA
Messenger RNA from Colletotrichum gloeosporioides, 1230 nucleotides. RefSeq lists its product as uncharacterized. The coding region runs from base 1 to 1230 and encodes 409 amino acids. The record is from RefSeq and is a predicted model, not a curated record. NCBI's taxonomy places the organism in Eukaryota, Fungi, Ascomycota, Sordariomycetes, Glomerellales, Glomerellaceae. The transcript is spliced from 2 exons.